AAUUUUCUUCAAAAGUCGCUCACGUCUCCUCGGCGGUGGACGUGUUUGCUGCGCGUUUCCGUGCUUGGAAAAGUAUAAUCUAAUAAAAUUGUUGUGUAAAUCGGUGUCUGAAAAUAUUGAAAGUGUUGUAAAAUCAUAGCUAGUAUAUAAUGGUUGCAGUAAAGUGUUGGAAUAGAUCCGUAUCUUAGCUAGGCGGAGAGUAUUGGCGAAAUUAUUUACACCUGUAACAUCUCGCGUCAUCGUAUUCGUCGUCGUGUACUGGUGAAUAGGGUGUAUGUGGGUUGAAGUGGGUAGUUCUUUGUGUGCACCCGAUAGUAAAGUGCCACCGAGUGCGUUUUCUUCGUGUUAUCAGUGAAAUAAGUAGUGUCCUCGUUUGCAUGACCCCGGAGGAAUAAUGGUGUCUAUAAUCAAGAACCAAUUGCUGAAGCAUCUUCAACGUUAUACCAAAAAUUUAUCAGCCGAUAAGGUGAACCUGAGUGCAUUUCGAGGCGAAGGAGAGCUCUCAAACCUACAACUGGACGAGAAUGUACUCACCGAUCUGUUGGAGCUACCGGCAUGGUUGCGUCUCACGUCUGCCUGGUGCAACCACGUGUCGUUUCGAAUAUCCUGGACCAAGCUCAAAAGCACACCCAUAACACUGACCCUUGACGAAGUCAACAUAACGGUAGAAACAUGUGAAAUUGCACGGAGUGGAACCCCGACAGCAGGUUUCUCCAGCCUUUCGGUACCUCAAGGAAAGUACAGCUUCAUCCAUAAAGUUAUCGACGGCAUAACGAUAGUUGUUAACACGGUGAAUGUGAAUCUGAAGAGUCCCGCCUUUACGGCGUCGGUGCAGAUGUCACGAAUACGAGUAGAAUCACGCACACCCAAGUGGCUACUUGGUGACCUUCGGGUCACUAGGCUAAAGGAUCCCAAUCGGGGGCUUAUACUAAUAUUCAAGGAACUGUCGUGGCAAACGGUUCGUAUCGAAGCUAGCUCUACGCAGGAUCAAAGUCUGACGCCAUUGCGGUUGCUCACUAAUGAAGCUCGCUGUAGGAUUACUAUUAAGAAGAAACUGUCCGACUGCAGUAUAGUAGCAAGCAGAUUAGUUUUAAUUUUGGAUGAUCUGUUGUGGGUUCUGACUGACUCGCAGCUGAAGGCAGCUCUCCACUUUGUAGACUCGUUGACGGGAUUGAUCAAGGCAUCCACCAAUGUGGUUCAAAGGGCCAAGGCCCAAAGAAAACUGGAAACGCUUCCAGAAUAUCAAGCCCAGCUGGCACAGUCUACGCGAAUACAGGACCCACAGCAAUUAACAGCAGCUCAAAGGUAUUUCAACGUGUACGAUGUUCGUGAAACCUCGUACCAUUUCUUCAGCCAACGAAUAGAUUUGCAUCUUUGCGAUGACGCUGGUGUCGGCAGGUCCAGUCAUCCCAAUUUGAAAGACGGAGGUGCUUUGCAGAUUUCCGUGCAAGGUUUCCAAAUCGAUUACUAUCCAUAUCACUUGGCGAAAGCGGAUCGUACUCAUUGGCCAAAAUACAAACAAGCAAGCAUUCCUCCUGCCCUAUGGCUUGAACAAUCUUUGAACACCUUUCGCGAAUCGAUACUUAAUAUGUGUCAACCAAACAGGAUACCUACGCAUCCCAGUUUAGAGAGGUAAUUGUUACUUGUAGAGUUUUAUACUUUAUCGAAUGACACCUUACUGUUAUUUUGUACUUUAAGAACAACCAAUCUCGGUCAACAAGCACAGGGAGCUACUGGUCAGCAAACACAACGAAAUCCACCGUCCGGAGGAGGUACGCAAACCGGAACUAACACAGGAGUUAACACUCCUAAUACGCCGGGAUCUCAGUCGGCGUCCACAUCGCCGAUGAAAAAACACGUCCUGGAUAACCUUGCCAAACUAAUGUGCGCGUGUGUGAUCAUGAAGAUGGAAGAAUUUUCCCUUUACCGCGUGACCACUUCCGGAAAUAAGCAAAUGCCAAAGGAAUUCAUUACCGGCGACAGAGACCGUUCUUCAUUACCACCGGACAUGCCAACACUUCAUGCAGAGUUCACUUACUUCUACUAUCCAGGUGAUUUUGUGUUUCCAUUGCCUCCGUCGAAAGCAUUCGUCCACAUCAAUCCAGUGCAAGUUAGUUUUGAUCUGGACAGCUGCCUAUGGCUUAGUUCGUUUGUUCUUAAUCUUCACGAAAGUCUCCUUCGUACAAAUAAUGUUACGAGUAGUUUGAGCUCUCCUUCCACUCCGUCCUCGGGAGCGCAUUCAGAACCACAGCCGAACCUGAUGUACAUGGAUGUCAAAGUUGAAGUCAUUUUGCCUAGGGUCAUCUUUGAAGCAUCGCCGGGUGAUCCCCAGCAAAGAGAUCGCCCCAAAGCCAUGCAUGUGCAAGUGGCACGAUGCGCCCUAACAAACAUCCGAGAAAUGGGCGCUUCACGAGCUGAUUUAGCACAAGCGAUUUCUUCGCUCCAGGAAGGUAGUUUAGUGUUUGGGUCGGGGUUUCCAUCGAAACCUGGAGACUUGAGCAUCGUCACGGAUAGAAUUCUUUCGCACAUGGCAGCUAAUGACAUCACUACAUCCGGACAGCCUCUUUCACCACAAAUGCAAUCUGCUUUUAGCAAUCUUACACGGUAUGCCAUGUGGAGCGAACCAAGAGAUGUUUGGUGCUUGAAAUUAGAUCCAGUGUGGGUGGACUUCUAUGGAGCGCGAUCAGUGGGUCCGAGUCGAGCAAUACCGUUUGUUGAUGCGGUUCCCGUAACCAUAUGGUUGCAUGGCCGAUCGGAUAUUGAUAUGUUACCUAAUGACUUGAUACCUGAACAGAGACCAAACCCACCAGAGUCCACAAAUCGUCCAGAUUCGACAGCAUCCCAUGAGAGCAUUAUCUUAUCAGUUAUCGGCCUCAAACAAUCAUUAUUAGACUUAAAUAAUUCGAAUGGCAAUCAUCAGCAACAGUAUCGUCAGGAGAGUACCGAUACUAGUUCGUCUAAUCGUAGCUCCCUUUGUCAUCCACCGUUGAUCGGCGAUAAUGUGAAAAAGAAAGUAUCAGAUUUAGGGAAAGAAAAUGCUAACCAUCAGUCGUCAACUUUACCUAGAGUCCCCGUAGAUAGUGCUGCAGAUGAUGCAUCAACAAUGGCUGAUCUGCACGUGAUAGCGCAUGUUUCAAAUUUAGUUAGUGUUCAAAUUGAUCAUUAUCAGUAUCUGUUCCUUCUACGCUUAGCCGAGGAACUGACUGAACUGGCAACAUUCCUGUCGUUGGAUUCGAAAAGAAUCCUCCGAGCGGCAAACGUAGAAAACUCGAUCAUUGUUGGCUGUGUUAUACCACAAGUGGAAGUUUCACUUGUGAUGCCUUCGCAAACCCCAGGCAAAGAGUCGAGUGGUGGGGACGGAGAAAGCGUUCUACCCGAUUCCGCUAGUUUAGGUGAUGAUCUUCUUACUAAUGGUUCUGGCUGGCCAAACUCGAUGGACCAAACUAGAAAUUCGAACAUCUUCAGUAGCACUGAUUGUCCUUCACCCAUAACAACUGAAGCACCGGUGGAGGUUCAACUUCAUCCUAUACCAAACACCCACGGACACAAUGUUCAAAUUCAAAGUGUUCCAACGACGUCGUCGACGUCUGGAGUUGUAUCUGCUGAAACGCCGUCAUCAUCCUCAGUUGCAGCUAUAAAACCACAACAGCCACAGCAAAUACCUUCCCAAUCCAAAAGCCGCAGCUCGGGAACGGAUUCUACAUCUUUUUCUAAGGAGAUCAACUCCGGAUUGAGCUCGGUGAAAAAGGGGUUUUCCAAUUUUAUGACGUCCAUCGAUUCGGCUCUAAAAACCAACACGUCAGACGACAUUAGCGAUACGCUAUCGGUUCAGUCAGAUCUCAGUUCCGAUUCAGAGAAUUACUUCAUACUGUUAGGGGAUUCGGAGAAGACAGCUGAUUGUAUGGAUGUAAUGUUUAAGCUCAACCCAUUCAACAACGAUAGCAAUAUGAAAGUGGCCCCGAUUGAAGUGGCUAGCGAAGUUUGCGAGGAUCCUUAUCUGACAAACAUGUCGUCACCGUCCGAACCGUCUGAAGCCAGCAGCCUGCGCCGAAGGGAUCUGGUCUCGAUGGUUACGUUUAGGUUAACCAUGGUUGAAGUUAUUCGCCAGAACGUGGGCAAUAUCUCAUCCAUUAGACUGCAAGUAUCUGCUGUUAGUUGUGACGAAUGCGGGUCUAUUCCGUGGGAUGAAUUUCAGAGUGGCCAGCAUAAGUCGAAGACCAAGUUUGGAGCGAGAUGUAGAGCAUGGAACGUCGCAACGCAUAAUCCAGAAGCACCACCUUGCGUAGCGGUUAGGUUAGAGGAAAUUCUGACGCUCCCGGCUGACUCACUGAACAUCACGGACAAGAAAUCUAUUCUGAGUUGGUUCAAGCGGAAACUGAACGUAGAAGUGAAGAACAUCGACCUCCAGCUUUCAAUGAGCACCGUUGUGGGCUUAGGAGACCUAGCUGAAGAUGAGGUCAUUCCAACUCCUAUUCCAAUGGAGGUCAUGUUGGAGAAUGUGAAAAUCAACCUAAUCGAAGAUCGCCCACCAGUGAAUAUAACAUCACCGGGAACGCUUCCUAUAAAUCUGGCAAUAGGUCGUAUGUUCAUCGCACGUGACGAUGCCGGGGUAUUUUAUCUGCAGCCUGUGGACAAAGGAGAUACUGCUCAUCCAGCAACGAUGCGACGUUCCGAACAGGCUUCCAGAAAGGAACGUGAUCGAGAAGUUCUUUCGCUGCAAUUAGUGAUGCAACAGCUUAAAAUGGAUAACGAGAACUUGCGAAAACAGUUGAUUAGUAUCGAGAAAGCAUCCGAAACAAACAAAGUUAAAAUUCGCCAAGAAAAUGAAUUGCUUCGUACGUAUCUCGAAGCGGCCCAGGAUGACGUAAGCACCUUGUUGGAGGAGAAAAGAACCUUGAUGGAUACGAUUCGAUCGUUGCAAAAUCAACUAACGGCUCGGAGCGACACACAUAUGAAUUCAAUGGAUAGUAAAAGAUAGCACAAUUGCAUGGACUGCAUACAGUGCUGUGGCGAAAAUCCAUUCUAGGGGGUACCAAGCGUAAGAUUUUGUAUGUGGUUUAGGUUUGUAUCGCACACCGCGAUUGGAAUGUUUGUUACACGUAAAGGCUGAAUCUUUUCUUCCUACUGUUAUUGUUUCUUCUUUAUGAUUGGCUAGAAACUUCAUUAUUGAUACCAAAUAUUUUGAACAGAGUUAUGUGCCUUGUUCAUACUAAAAAUCAUGACAAAAAGGAACGAGUCAUUUUAGUCCGAACAUAGCAUAAGAAACUGAAUUACUAAUGUAUGUAAUAAAACACAAGUCACUGAAUCGAAAAUGAAUUUAAAAUUCAAAAGAAAAAUGCUUACGUUAGGAAGUGAAGGAAAACAAAAGCAUCGUCAAACAUAUGAAACAGAACUAACCACCCACCGUCAAGCCUGUAUGAGUAAGCAGUCAGUAAAAAAACAACGUCAAAGUGACAUAAUUUUUAGAACAGUUCAUUCAUUGGUGUGCUAUAGAUUGUUUCGUUCGAUAUAUGACCAUCAUCUAUUCAAGAAUCAAUAAAGAAAACAGAAACUAUGGAACAUUUUAUGGAGACAAUAUUCCAGCCAUUCAUUGCGGAUAAUAACGCUUGCAUUGAGCAGAAACAUUGUCUGUGAGCAUUCAAAAUUAAUAAAAAACGCAUAUUUACAUUCAGACCAACUUUCUUAACCACUAUAACUGUUAUUUCACCGUACAUUAAUCCGGCAAUUCCGUUUCCGUGCACUAAUUCGUAUUGAUGUUUGAAUACUUAAACCAGAUGUGAAAUGAUUCUCACAAUGCUGUUUUCUCCAUAAAAUUGAGUGGAAGUUGAAAUUAUGCAAUGUACAACAUUAUUUAUAUAAUUUAUCUAUUGAGCAGAGGUCAAGCUGCUUCGUACAGUUGUCGCAACAGGUUUUGGUGUGCGGUUUCAAUACAUUCCUAUUUUUUUUUACAUUAGCGCCUCCUAAUUCUUGAUUUUAUAAAUGUUCAAAUUAAGGUACAGUUGAAAAUAUUCAAAAUAUAAUCUAUUAUAUUUUGCAAUGAGACUAGGUUGUCAGAAUAAUGUUAGAAGAAUCGGGCUUUGACAUAUUCGAGUUCAAUAUCUGCUAUUCUUUCCUGUCAAUUAUUCAAUAAAUUGCUUCAUGAAUAGUCACCAAAAUCUUUCUAAACCUUCCCAAAGCAAUAGUAUGGAACUUAUAGGUUAACCAGUGAAAAACUUUGAUCAUACAUUUUUCCCAAUGUUAGCAAAUAGUCAUUUCAUGUGAUAUUAAUUUUAGUCUUAUAGGUCAGUUAUCAAAAGUAAAGCUAACGUAUAUACGAGCAAAAGUAAUGUACGUAAGACCGUUUAAUGAUCAGCUAGUGUAUCAUAUGAAAAUAUCUGUACAACUGAAAAAAAUAGACAUUCAGACUCUUUAUUACCGUCAGCGAAAUAAACCCUAAGAGCAAACAAAAUCAUCGGCGUUAUAAACGAAAGACUCUUUAUUUAUUGUGCUAGCGUAUACAUAACAGAAGCAAAGCCAUUUUUAUAUUUCAUGUAGAUAGUUUAUUGUUAUCUAACUUCUUUUAUCAAAUUCUUUUUCUAAACGAGAUGCUAUUCUUGAAGCUUCUGUGAAUGGAAACAUUUUAUAUUGUAGAAUAUUGUCUCCUUCUUGGGAAAUACUAGUUGUAAAUUAGUUUGGCAUAGGUUUGUUGAUGUCACGUUCUAACUUUUAAUGGGUUUAUUUUAGAUUCAGGGUAAAAAUAAGAUUAGACAAAGUAUAUUGUUUGCAUAAAUGCAACGUUCGACGGAU
Messenger RNA from Aedes aegypti (yellow fever mosquito), 6786 nucleotides. Its product is annotated as UHRF1-binding protein 1-like. NCBI's taxonomy places the organism in Eukaryota, Metazoa, Arthropoda, Insecta, Diptera, Culicidae. The record is from RefSeq and is a predicted model, not a curated record. The transcript is spliced from 14 exons.